Pimephales promelas (fathead minnow) is the source of this 2369-nucleotide messenger RNA. RefSeq names its product BTB domain containing 2b (gene btbd2b). Gene Ontology annotation, molecular function: protein binding. NCBI's taxonomy places the organism in Eukaryota, Metazoa, Chordata, Actinopteri, Cypriniformes, Leuciscidae. The record is from RefSeq and is a predicted model, not a curated record. Gene Ontology annotation, biological process: neurogenesis. Gene Ontology annotation, cellular component: P-body; cytosol.
CGGGUGCGCGCCUCAGUCCAAGAUGGCUACUGGAGACAAUAGCGGUCGGGUUCCGUGUUUAAAUUUCUCCGGACACGGACCUUUGGGUAACAGCCAACCGAGCAACAGUCCUUACGCCUUGGCUGCGAGUCACGGAGGAUCCGUCGGAGGCAAUGGAGGCUCUCAUGGCGUAACGAGACGCUCAAACCCUCAAACGGGGCCCGCGGGAAUGGAAAGCCCCGGUGUCGCGUCUGGACCUCCGCCGAAUCUGAUGAACUCUCUCCCGGCUGCGGCAGCGGUGAUGGGCCCGCUGGCUGCGCCCGCCUCGAAUAUGACCGGAAGCCCGUCUAACGCAGUCGUGACACCGGCCACACACUCGUCUCUGUCCGCAGCUGCCGUGCUCGUGUACCGGGAGCCCGUUUAUAACUGGCAGGCGACGAAAAGCACCGUUAAAGAGAGAUUUGCGUUCUUGUUCAAUAAUGAAGUGCUGAGUGAUGUUCACUUUCUAGUGGGUAAAGGGAUGGGAGUCCAGCGGAUACCUGCACACAGGUUUGUUCUGGCAGCCGGCAGUGCGGUGUUCGAUGCCAUGUUUAACGGAGGCAUGGCCACCACAUCCACAGAGAUCGAGCUUCCGGAUGUAGAAGCUGCUGCCUUCCUUUCAUUGCUCAAGUUCCUGUACUCUGAUGAGGUUCAGAUCGGGCCGGAGACGGUGAUGACGACUCUCUACACCGCCAAGAAAUACGCUGUCCCGGCCCUGGAGGCUCACUGUGUGGACUUCCUGAAGAAGAACCUGCGGGCGGACAACGCGUUCAUGCUGCUUACACAGGCGAGACUCUUCGACGAGCCUCAGCUGGCCAGUCUGUGCCUGGAGAACAUCGACAAGAACACCGGAGACGCUCUGGCUGCGGAGGGAUUCACAGACAUCGAUCUCGACACACUGUUUGCGGUGUUGGAGAGAGAUACUCUGGGCGUGCGAGAGGUGCGUUUGUUCGCGGCGGCGGUUCGCUGGGCGGAGGCCGAAACACAUCGACAGCAGCUUCAGCCCACGCCGGAGAACAAGAGACGUGUGCUGGGGAAAGCCCUCAGUCUCAUCCGCUUCCCUCUCAUGACGAUAGAGGAGUUCGCCGCAGGUCCUGCUCAAUCAGCCAUUCUGACGGACCGAGAGGUGGUGAGCCUCUUCCUGCACUUCACGGUGAACCCGAAGCCUCGCGUGGAGUUCAUCGACCGGCCGCGCUGCUGUCUGCGGGGCAAAGAGUGCAGCAUCACGCGCUUCGGGCAGGUGGAGAGCCGCUGGGGCUACAGCGGGACCAGCGACCGCAUACGGUUCUCUGUAAAUCGCAGGAUAUUUAUUGUGGGUUUCGGGCUUUAUGGAUCUAUACACGGACCUACAGACUAUCAGGUCAACAUACAGAUCAUCCACACCGACAGCAACACGGUUCUGGGCCAGAACGACACCGGCUUCAGCUGCGACGGGUCGGCCAACACGUUCAGGGUCAUGUUCAAGGAACCGGUGGAGGUUCUGCCCAAUGUCAAUUACACCGCCUGUGCCACAUUAAAGGGUCCGGAUUCGCACUACGGCACUAAAGGCAUGAGGAAGGUCACGCACGAGUCGUCCGGCACCGGCACCAAAACCUGCUUCACGUUCUGCUACGCCGCGGGCAACAAUAACGGCACGUCCGUCGAGGACGGCCAGAUCCCAGAAGUCAUCUUCUACACGUAGUCGGAAGACUCGAUCGGCACAUUAUAUUGCACUUGACCGUAACACUGACAGUAACUGUUACAGGAGGAACGCUUGUGUUUAAUAGCUGACUAUGGAGGGCUUAUAUUUACACUGACUGUUAACAGCGAGGGAAUUACUCACCCGUGACCGACUGAGAUGGAGCAAAUGUAUCUUUAUUUUUGUGUAUCGGGUUUUUGCGUCUGGGUCGCGAUUAAAAAAUCUUGCCAAAAAAGCACCUCAUAAUGUGUUCGAGCUUUACAUUUAACUCUAUUAUACAGGGAAAACAUGACUUGAUGUGUAUGCAACUGAUCCCUGCGGAAGUAAUUACUGUACAUAUUUCUGUCACUGAGUUUGGACUGAAAUGGUCUUUUAGAUUAUUAUUUGAAAAGAUAAUUAUAUCAGUUUCCAUGUUGGUCUGGCGGUGUGAUUGUAGACCAGAAGUCUUUGGGAACUUCUUUUCUUUUGUGCCAAGGUCUCCUUAGAUACAUUCAGCACUUAAUUGAACUAGAGGGUGUAAAUCCAUUCAGGAACACAGUAUUUAUUUUCAGGAUGAGCCUCAGUCUGUUCAGGUCACACACGCUGAUGUUUCUUGAUUGUCGAUGGGUCGUUAUAUUGGGUCUUUGUAUGACUGCUCAUGUCCAAUAAAGUUUAACCAUUCUUUACUUUUGAA